AUGACUUCUCUUCUCGAGAGAGAAGGAUGCACGUUUGCGGACGCAGCGACGGCUGGGCGCGCACGCAAGGCUGCCGAGAAGGCCGACUACCCUACCCUGAAGCGUACGGCCGCUGCUACCCUCGAGAAACUCAAAAAAGCUCAGUUGGCGAAGCGUAGAGAGGCUCGACUCCGCAAAUCGGCGGAGCAGGCCGCAGAGGAUGAGCGACAACUUUUGGCGCGAGAGCGAGUCCUGCGCGCCGAUCUGAAGAAGGAGCUUGGGGAGGAGCAGCGACGUAGAAUCGAGGCGGAGCAACGGGCGCAAGCAGCGAUCGCACGCGAGCAGGCCUCGGAGCAUCAGAGGCAGCAGCAGAGGGCUGCUGAUGGAGAGGCGGUGGCGAACGUCCUGACCCAGCUGGGAAACUUGCGGUUGGAGAAAAAAAUGCUUCAAGAUCAACAGCGCGAGAUGGUUGAGAUUUUUUGUCCACAAGCGGCAAGCGUGAUGGCGGUGCAGCAACAGCAGCACAACGGGAAUCCGCUGCUUUCCGCGAAAGACCAGCUCAUCCGCACCCGGAUGGAGGUAGAGCAAGCGAGGAGGGAGCUGGAGGCGGCGUCGGCGUGGGGAAAGGUUGCCGAGACGAGAAAUGCUAAUUUGAAGAAAAAGAACGGGCGGGUCCGCCGUCGAAGCGGGCGGGUCCGCCGUCGAACCGGUGGGGUCCGCCAUCUAUGACCGGUCGGGCUGUGGGGUACUGGCUUUUUGUGUGUGCCAGCAGCCUCAGUGAGCGCAGUGACGGGUGUCCACCUCGCGCAUUGCUGCGUGAACGCGCUUGACCAUAUUUGUCCAGUCUGUUCGUGUGUGUUCGUGUGUCUUUUUAUUCUGGUUCAAAUUCCGAACGUUUUUAUUGGUCCAAGAAGGAAAAGCGCAUUCUAUUUGCCACGAAAAGUUCACCCGGUUUGGGACA
Ectocarpus sp. CCAP 1310/34 is the source of this 940-nucleotide messenger RNA. The record is from the annotation of a GenBank genome assembly. Lineage: Eukaryota; Phaeophyceae; Ectocarpales; Ectocarpaceae.